Cylindrotheca closterium is the source of this 1263-nucleotide messenger RNA. Lineage: Eukaryota; Bacillariophyta; Bacillariophyceae; Bacillariales; Bacillariaceae. The record is from the annotation of a GenBank genome assembly.
AUGGCAUCUGUAUCCCAGAACCCAUCUCAGAAUGGCAAGUCAGUUGUUUCCGGCACAGGAACAUACCGUGAUGGUCUCGUCGCACCCUCAAAAGACACUCGAUACAAGACAGAAGAUGUCACAGAUACAAAAGGACGCGAAUUCGAGGAUUUUUUUUUGAAGCGAGAACUAUUGAUGGGCAUUUUUGAAAAAGGAUUUGAGAGACCAAGUCCCAUCCAAGAAGAGGCAAUCCCAAUUAUUUUGCAAGAUAGGAACGUGCUUGCACGAGCGAAGAAUGGAACUGGAAAAACUGCAGCUUACAUUAUUCCGUGUUUAGAAAAGACAAAUCCAGAGCAGAAGACCAUCCAAGUGAUAAUCCUCAUUCCAACACGAGAACUUGCUCUCCAAACAUCGGCAAUCGUGAAGGAAAUGGGGAAACACAUGGGCAUCCAAUGUAUGGUGACGACCGGUGGAACAUCUCUCAAGGACGAUAUCAUGCGUCUCUACAAUACAGUCCACAUUAUCGUGGCUACUCCGGGUCGAAUUCUUGAUCUGUCCUCAAAAAAAGUUGCCGACUUGAGUGAAGUAAAAACAAUAAUCAUGGAUGAGGCCGACAAGCUUCUAUCACCUGAAUUCCAACCUGUUUUGGAACAAAUCAUUAAUAAUUGCAAUGAACAGCACCAAAUCUGUCUUUUCAGUGCCACUUUUCCGGUGACAGUCAGGGGCUUUUGCAAAAAGUUUGUCCCCAAUCCAUACAGCAUCAACCUAAUGGACGAACUCACGCUACGAGGCAUCACCCAAUUUUAUGCCUACGUCGAAGAGAGACAAAAGGUCCACUGUCUCAACACGCUCUUCUCGAAAUUAGAGAUCAACCAAAGUAUCAUCUUUUGCAAUUCUGUCAACCGUGUCGAACUGCUGGCGAAGAAGAUUACCGAGCUUGGCUAUUCCUGCUACUACAUCCAUGCCAAAAUGCAGCAAGCAAACCGGAAUCGUGUGUUCCAUGAAUUCCGAAAUGGAGCCACAAGACACCUUGUAACAUCUGAUCUAUUCACAAGAGGUAUAGAUAUUCAAUCCGUAAACGUUGUCAUUAACUUUGACUUUCCCAAAAACAGUGAAACCUACCUUCAUAGAAUCGGGCGAUCUGGACGAUUUGGCCACUUGGGUCUUGCCGUCAACUUGAUUACCUACGACGACCGCCAUUCUUUACGACGUGUGGAACAGGAGUUGGGAACUGAAAUUCGCCCAAUUCCUCCAGUUAUCGACCGGAGCUUAUACGUCGGCUAA